Messenger RNA from Moneuplotes crassus, 1124 nucleotides. The record is from the annotation of a GenBank genome assembly. Lineage: Eukaryota; Ciliophora; Spirotrichea; Euplotida; Euplotidae.
AGAGUACGCUUCCAAAAAUUAUCCCUUAUGGUUUAUAGAUAUCAACCAUACACAGCUAAUGUAUUCAAGAGAUGUGAGAGAGGAGCCCCGUUUCUUGGAGUAACAACCAUGUUCAUGGCUGUGUUCGUUCAUACAUCAGCUUUCCUUCUUCCUGACAUAUUUGAAUACGAAGGCUCGGGCAUUGGAGUCUUUAUAGCUGUACUCACUUACACAAUAAUGGCUUUUGCUUAUUAUUGAUAUCUGAAGGUUGUAUUUACUAAUCCUGGCAAUAUCAGAGCUGAAUGGAUUCACCCUCUUAAUGAAAGAGAGCAAAGCCAUAUUCAUAUUGAUAGUGAUGAAAUUUCUAACGCUAACAAUGAAAAUAUUGAUCAUGAAUACCAAAAAAUCCUUAAUGGCUUUAAGCUGAACUCUACCAAUGUACCAGAGGAGUCGCUAUGCCAAAAUAGAAUCCUCGCAGUUACCCAGACCGAAAAUGGAGCCAGGUCAGAAUUUGGUAAUAAUGGGCAGCAAGAAAGAGAAGCCAAUGAAAAUAUUGAUCACAUGAGAAUAGUUAUUAAGAACUUCAAGUACAGAUACUGCCAAGUCUGCAAAAGAGACAAAGCUCCGAGGUCUCAUCAUUGAAGAACAUGAAAUCACUGAGUAUUAAGAAUGGACCAUCAUUGCCCUUGGCUUGGAUCAUGCAUUGGAAGGAACAACCACAAGCACUUUAUUCUAUUCAACUUCUAUACUACGAUAGGGAUGAUCUACAUGGCAACGAUCUGGGCUCUUUGUAUCUUCUACUGGGAUUUUGAUUAUUCUUCAAGUAGAAAGCUUGUAACGUAUCUUCCAUUAAUGAUCAUUUUUGCUAUCAACUCAGUGUCAACGUUGUCGUUAUUUGCCUGACAUAUAGUGUUUGCUUUUCUGAAUAUCACUACAUUAGAAACUUAUGAUGCCUUCUGGACAAGACCAUUCCACACAGGAUCUUACUGGUAUAAUUUUAAGACUGUAUUUGGAGAUCCUAAAUGGAAAAUACUCUGGUUUUUACCUACAAAUCCAGAUUUCGGAGCCAAGAAGGGAAACCAGGCCAGAGGUGACGGACAUAUUUAUUAUUACCAAACAGCUCAGAGGUAAAAAUUCAAUCUAGA